AUGGCCAGGCAAGAAGACCACCGAUGCAUUUUCAACCAUUUGUUAAAGACGACAGACGGGGUUGCCGCCCAAAAGUGUAUGCGGUGUCUGAGAAAACAGCAGCCGACCAAGUCGCCCAAGAGUCGGUACUGUGAAUACCACAGAAGUAAGACGCAUGAUACGGUUAACUGUUCGGUACUAAAGAAGGAGAUGGAGGAGAAACAACUCAAAGGAGAUCUGGUGGAGGUGGUGCGAAGCUUGCGCGCCAAGUUUGAUGCUGAGAAUGCCAAGGGCCCACCCCGCGAAGGGGUUCAGCCCAGGGAGAUAUUCAUGAUACGCAGCAAAAGAAGUAGGGAGGAACAACGGGGAGAGCAAGCAACCGUUAAACCUUCAGCACGCGCGCUCAUGUUCUCCGCUCAGGAUCCCCGGCCGGAUGGUUGGAAAGGUGACAACCCGCUGAUAAUACAAGCAUCUAUCAGAGACGUGACUAUCCAUAGGGUCUAUGUCGACACCGGGAGUUCAGCAGACAUCAUCUAUGAGCAUUGUUUCCGGUUCCUCCCGGAUCGCUGGAAAGACAACUUGCGACCUACGACUGGUAGGCUGGUGGGAUUCACCGGCCAUAGCCUGUGGCCGUUGGGCAUAAUCCAUCUCCCCCUGACAAUCACUAGCCAUGACAAGCAGCGAAAGAAAACUGCCCUGAUAGACUUUGUGGUCAUCCGACAUUCAGCAGAACACAAUAUCAUCCUAGGAAGGACAACCCUAUUGAAGCUAGGGGUGGUACCAUCAACCAUGCAUGGGAUCAUGAAAUUCGACACACCGAAAGGCGAAGCCACGAUACUGGCCACUCCGCCCAAGGAAUUGCAAUGCUAUACAGUCAUGAAGCCAGCAGAAAUAACCAAAGGGUCCAAAAGACCCAGGGGUAGUCCCAUAAAGGGGAAGGAAGUAAUCAAUGAAAGAUACCCUGAUCAGCCGGUCAGCGUUGGAUGUGACCUCCCAAAUCACACGAGAAGAGCGCUGGUCAACUUGCUCAAACGCUACAAACAUGUGUUCGCAUGGACUCCUACAGACAUGGUGGGAGUAGAAAGGAAGGUCAUCGAACAUAAACUGAUGAUCGGGCCAGGGGUAAAAGAAGUUAAGCAGAAGAAAAGGGUCCAGGGGGAGACCGUAAUAGGGCGAUUAAUGCAGAAGUGA
This is a messenger RNA of Lactuca sativa (garden lettuce), 1170 nucleotides long. The record is from RefSeq and is a predicted model, not a curated record. Lineage: Eukaryota; Viridiplantae; Streptophyta; Magnoliopsida; Asterales; Asteraceae.